UAGCAGCAAUGCAAAACUUGCUCUUUGGAUUUUGAGCUUAUUCUCUUCUAGCAGUUUCUUGCCACCAUGUCGGAAACCGCUCCUGCCGAAACAGCCACCCCAGCGCCUGUGGAGAAGUCCCCCGCUAAGAAGAAGGCAACUAAGAAGGCGGCCGGCGCUGGCGCGGCUAAGCGCAAAGCGACUGGGCCCCCAGUCUCAGAGCUGAUCACCAAGGCUGUGGCUGCUUCUAAGGAGCGCAAUGGCCUUUCUUUGGCAGCCCUUAAGAAGGCCUUAGCGGCCGGUGGCUACGACGUGGAGAAGAAUAACAGCCGCAUCAAGCUGGGCCUCAAGAGCUUGGUGAGCAAGGGCACCCUGGUGCAGACCAAGGGCACUGGUGCUUCUGGCUCCUUUAAACUCAACAAGAAGGCGGCCUCCGGGGAAGCUAAGCCCAAAGCCAAGAAGGCAGGCGCCGCUAAAGCUAAGAAGCCCGCGGGGGCCACGCCUAAGAAGCCCAAGAAGGCUGCAGGGGCGAAAAAGGCAGUGAAGAAGACUCCGAAGAAGGCGAAGAAACCCGCGGCGGCUGGCGUCAAAAAAGUGGCGAAGAGCCCUAAGAAGGCCAAGGCCGCGGCCAAACCGAAAAAGGCAACCAAGAGUCCUGCCAAGCCCAAGGCAGUUAAGCCGAAAGCGGCAAAGCCCAAAGCCGCUAAGCCCAAAGCAGCAAAACCUAAAGCUGCAAAGGCCAAGAAGGCGGCUGCCAAAAAGAAGUAGGAAGCUGGCGUGUGAAAACCGCAACAAAGCCCCAAAGGCUCUUUUCAGAGCCACCCAGAGA
Messenger RNA from Cercocebus atys (sooty mangabey), 808 nucleotides. It is a transcript of the gene H1-5, whose product is annotated as histone H1.5. Gene Ontology annotation, cellular component: nucleosome. Bases 67 to 747 code for a protein of 226 amino acids. Gene Ontology annotation, biological process: nucleosome assembly. Lineage: Eukaryota; Metazoa; Chordata; Mammalia; Primates; Cercopithecidae. The record is from RefSeq and is a predicted model, not a curated record. Gene Ontology annotation, molecular function: DNA binding; structural constituent of chromatin. The transcript has a single exon.